Rattus norvegicus (Norway rat) is the source of this 2528-nucleotide messenger RNA. RefSeq names its product butyrophilin-like 2 (gene Btnl2). The record is from RefSeq and is marked validated. Lineage: Eukaryota; Metazoa; Chordata; Mammalia; Rodentia; Muridae. The transcript has 9 exons. Bases 252 to 1793 code for a protein of 513 amino acids. Gene Ontology annotation, cellular component: membrane.
GUGGGAGGUGAAUGUGCUGUUCUGACUGGAGCCUCAUUUUAGAGUGAUCCUCAGGGACUUGACUCUGCCUCCAAGUUGACAACAUUCAAAUCUUGGUUCACCCAAGCCAGAGACGCUUCCACUUUCCUUGGCUGCUCCAUCUCCAGUGCUCUCCCGUCUUUAGACACCUGCUAUGUGAUUGAAGGACACACCUGUGGCUGAGUGCGACCAAGAGCCUCCAUUUCACCCUAGGGGAGAGAGCGACAGGCAGGAUGGUGGAUUUCCCAGGCUACAGUCUAUCUGGCGUAGCUGCCUCCUUCCUCUUCGUUCUGCUGACUAUGAAGCACCCAGAUGACUUCAGAGUGGUCGGUCCUGCCCUCCCUAUCCUGGCCAAUGUUGGAGAAGACGCACUGCUAACGUGUCGGCUUCUCCCCAAGAGGACAACAGCACGCAUGGAGGUGAGGUGGUACCGCUCCGACCCUGACACGCCUGUGAUGCUGUACCGGGAUGGAGCUGAGGUGCCUGGGCUAGCGAUGGAGGGCUACAGAGGCCGGGUAGAGUGGAUGGAGGACAGCACUGAAGAGGGGAGUGUGGCUCUGAAGAUUCGACAGGUGCAGCCAGGUGACGAUGGCCAGUACUGGUGCCGCAUCCAGGAGGGAGACUACUGGAGAGAGGCAAGUGUGCUACUCCAAGUGGCAGCUCUAGGAUCCUCCCCAAACAUCCAUGUGGAGGGGCCCGGAGAAGAAGGGGUCCAGCUCGUGUGCACGUCCCGAGGCUGGUUCCCUGAGCCGGAGGUCUAUUGGGAGGGCAUCAGGGGAGAGAAGUUGAUGAGUCUCUCUGAGAACCAUGUGUACGGUGAAGAUGGGCUGUUCUCUGUGGAAGACACACUGGUGGUCAGGAACGACAGUGUAGAGACGAUUUCCUGCUUCAUCUACAAUCGUGGCCUCAGAGAGCCCCAAGAGGCCACCAUUGCCCUUCCAGAGAAACUCCAGACAGAACUGGCUUCCUCGAGGGUAAUCGGACCUUCCCAAGCCAUCCCUGUCCGAGUCGGAGAGACCAUAGAAUUAACUUGUCAGCUCUCACCUCAAACGGACGCUCAGAGCUUGGAGGUGAGGUGGCUCCGAGCCCGCUAUUACCCUGUAGUCCACGUGUAUACAAAUGGGGCCCAUGAGGCCGGAGAGCAGAUGGCAGAAUACAGAGGGAGGACUUCACUGGUGACUGACGCCAUCCACGAAGGAAAACUGACCCUGCAGAUCCACAACGCCAGAACUUCGGAUGAGGGGCAGUACCGGUGCCUUUUUGGAAAAGAUGGUGUCUACCAGGAGGCCCGUGUAGAUGUGCAGGUGAUGGCGGUGGGUUCCACCCCACAGAUCACCAGGGAGGUCUUGAAAGAUGGAGGAACACAGCUGAGGUGUACGUCCGAUGGGUGGUUCCCACGACCCCACGUGCAGUGGAGGGACAGAGACGGAAGGACCCUGCCAUCGUUUUCUGAGGCCUUUCGGCAAGGAAGCCAGGAGCUGUUCCAGGUGGAGACUCUCCUGCUGGUCACAAAUGGCUCCAUGGUGAAUGUGACCUGCUCCAUCAGCCUCCCUCUGGGCGAGGAGAAAACUGCACGUUUUCCUCUCUCAGACUCCAGGAUAGCUUUGUUAUGGAUGACCCUGCCUGUCCUGGUGCUGCCUCUCGCCAUGGCUGUCGACCUGAUCAAGGUGAAACGGCGGACGAAAGACCAAAAACACAACGGCAAUCGGGAAAAUGACAGGAAUGGUGAAAGCCAAAGGCGAAGGCUUUCCUCUGAUGAUGAGAGGCUCAGAUAAAAAUGUACCCCGAAAGCCCAGCGCACACCAUCCUUCCUCUCAUCUUUCCCCUCAAUAAGCAGCUCUGCGCUGACAUGGAGUGGUUUCACCUGCUGCUGACCAAAGGUUUUUCAUGGACCCGGACCCAUUCCUGAUGGAGCUGACACCCACAGUCGGGGACGCCUAGACCUGAGCCAACCCAACAUAGUCUUGGUCCCGCCCUCACAGUGAUGGAAUCUUCUCUGCCUUUGCCUCUUUCUGCUGCCCCUCAGGUGAUGGUUCCUUGCCUGUGCAUAGCAGCUUUCUCUCUUCACCUUCUGGGCUCACCAUGAGGAUGGAAGAAUCUAGACCUGGGGAGAAAUGUCGCUCAUCUGAGACCCGGAUGGGUUUUUCUAGAAACUCCCACUCCAGUAGCACCAGAGGGACAAAGCAGGUGGGAGGAGAGAGUGUUUUGCCUCUUUCCUCAAGAGAAAGGACUGUGAGUCACGGUUAUGGAAGACCCAACACUUGCACUACAAAUCAGGCCAGGGGUCAUAGAAAUAACUAAGGGGUUAAAAGCACUGCCUGCUCUUGCAGAGGACCCCAGUUCCAUUCCCAGCACCCACAUGGUAGGUCACGACCAUCUAUAACUCCAGUUCUAGGGGAUCGGACACCCAUUUUGACCGUCUAAGGGCACAGGCACACGCCUGGUACACAGACGUACAUGUAGGCCAAACAUCCAUACAUAUAAGAUAUAAAUGAUUUUAAAAAAGAAUU